This is a messenger RNA of Penicillium brasilianum, 2311 nucleotides long. The record is from the annotation of a GenBank genome assembly. NCBI's taxonomy places the organism in Eukaryota, Fungi, Ascomycota, Eurotiomycetes, Eurotiales, Aspergillaceae.
CCGUGAUCCACGCUUGACAGCCGUUGGGGGUGUCCACCCGCUCUGCCGCUGUCACUGCGAAAAUGGACCUUCUCAGGGUUUCCCUUCUUAUCUCGCUGCCUGGGCAAAGACCCUGACCAGGAGUCCAGGACAAACCCAAGAGAUUUUAGCUGCCUCGUGUCUAUUUUCUUCAUUUCCUCUUGCAACGCGGGGUACAGCCGCGGUUCCACUUUUCCCCUGCAGCUGCGAUGGACGUCACAUUCAUCACAAUCCACGAUUUGUCUCGUGACGCUUCGAUUCUGUAUGCCUCGGACAGCAUCCAGGUCGUACUCGGGUACCAGCCACCGGAGGUACUCAACCGCUCGUGCUGGGACUAUUUCCACCCGCAGGAGCUGCAAUUCGCCCGCAGCGUACAUGGCCGUGGCGUCAGACUUGACAAGGCCGCUGUCCUGAAUUAUUGCUCCAUUCGCCAUAAGAAUGGCUCCUGGGUGGGCUGUGAAUGUGUCUUCACGGUGGUUUACGAUGUCUUGAUCGCAAGUACCACAGUCUACGGCCGGGGGAGAGGUAGCCAAAAACGUGCCAUCGAUGCCCCGAUUGUUCGACAGCUCUUCGACUCCUCGCCCAAUGACCCUCGUUACCAUAUGCUUACAUUUAUCUCGGACAAAUUCUCGCGACGCCUUGCAGAGCCUCUCCAUGAACCACGGGCGGCUCUCUUCGUCAAUCGCUUUACCAGGACUGCGACUAUCAUGUACGCCACAAGUGGCGUGACUGAGAUUCUCGGGCUGAGACCACACCAGCUCAUCUCUAAAAGCUUCUUCUAUUGUAUCCAGGAGAGAUGCUUACGGGAUGCUGUACGUUGUCUUGAAAGUGCCAAGGCCAAUGAUUCGAUUGCGUACCUGCGGUUUUGGUUUCGCAACCCAUCGCUGGAUGACGAUGCAGAUGUGAAUAUGGGCGGGUACAGCAGUCCGGCUUCUGGUGCCACGACAGACCCGUACGCUGGAGUGGCGCCUCCUAUCGAGCUGGAAGCCGUCGUCUCGUGCACUUCGGAUGGAUUGGUUGUCAUCCUUCGUCGCGCUCGAGCUCCCAUCCCCAGUGCCACCCAUCCCCCUCAGCGGGUACCUAUCUAUUCCAACGGAAUCUUUGCAGCACCGUGGGCUCUCGAACCUGUCUACGCAUAUGGCACAGCUACUUAUCCCAAUGAUGGUCUUGCCAACCCAGUCUAUCCAGAGACCAAGUCCAGUCUCUGUCGAGAGAAUGCUUCGUCGGGCACGGCCACGCCGGCGACAAGCUCGCAAAGCUCGUCAAAUCAGCCCCACCCGGUUGCAGCAAAGUACGCAUCGUCCUACAGUCCUCACCACGGUCCUCAAGAAAAUCUCCUCAUGGACACUAUUCGGGAUGUGGCCGUCUUUGCGUGGGGUAUCAUUGGUAUCAAUCGCUCUUUGGAGCAGCAUAAAUACGGAUCGCCCUCAGGUAAUGCGCAUCCGGAUGCGAUGACGGAUGGUAGUUGGGAACAGUGAAGCCGCGGCUGGCCGCGGCUAGAAGUACAUAGUCAACGUAUAUUUGACGUGAUAGAAAUGAUGACAGAUUCUACAACUCAUUCUACAACUCAGAACUCAUCAUUUACAUUAAAGGGUUCACUCGGCAUGCUUCUGCAGAAUCUCUCCAGGACUUUACUCGUUGGACCACUCGGCCUUCUUUUUUUCAGCAAAGGCGGUCAUACCUGUAGAAACAUUAGUUUCCUCAUCGGCCACCCUAACACCAUAGUCAAAAACGGCGGGACGAAAACUCACCAAUUUUCUGAUCCUUGCUUCCAAACAAACUGUGGAACAAUCUCCGCUCAUACUCAACACCUUCCCGCAACGACAACUCCUGACUCUUAUUCACAACCUCCUUACCCGCAACAACAGCAACUCGACUAUACCCGGCAAUAGUCUCCGCCGUCUUAAGCGCAACCUCCAACAACUCCUCCUUUCCACCAUCAACAACUUGCGCCGCAAGCCCCCACUCCCCAGCCUCCUUGCCACUAAAGUUCUUGCCCGUCAAAAUAAGCUCCAUAGCCUUACUCUUGCCAAUGGCGCGAGUGAGACGCUGCGAACCACCGGCGCCGGGAAUAGUGCCGAGCUUGAUCUCCGGUUGUCCGAAGGUCGCGUUCGAGGUGCAGUAGAGAAUAUCGCACAUCAUGGCGAGUUCACAGCCGCCGCCGAGAGCAUAGCCGGAUACGGCAGCUAUGACGGGUUUGCGGAUUGUGUUAGCGAGAUGGGACCAGGGGGCGAUGAAGUUGUUUGUGUAGGCGGCGGCGAAGGUUAGGGGGGCCAUUUCUUUGAUGUCGGCA